AUGGGUAAAAACAGACUCCCCGUUUCGCCCUGGACGGUGCUCAUGUCCGGGGCAACCGCUCGACUGCAAAAGGCUUUAAGUCGGCCGGUCCUCUCGAGUAAACUGGAUGGUGGAAGAACAUCUUCUCAUCAUCUAUCCUCUUUGACUCUGACAAAGAGUCUGUUGCUUGCUUCACGGUUCGCUGCUUCUACCCUCGUUGCUACUACUACCUCUACUACUUCUGCUGGUGUAUCUACAAGUACCGGUACCUCCAACCCAGACCCCGGCACUACCAUCAGGUCUCAGACCAAUCGCAACCCCUCGACUUACACCUCACCUCCAAAUUCCUUUUCCAGAAAGUUUAGUUGGGGUAACCUUCUAGGCUGGCACCAACGGACCCUCCCCAACAAGUACAAGUACAACUACGGCACCCACGAUCCGCAGGGGCAUCUAAAUCCCAGCAGCACUACUACCAGGACUACCGAUACUACACUUAGUACUAGCUCACACGGUGAAAGAGCUGAAAGCCCUUACUUCAACCUCACCGGCCACCUCGACGAUUUGUCUUCUUUAAUCCGCCCAUUCCUGGCUUUUCUGGACCCGUCCUCGCUUUCCUCUUCAUACUCAAUGGCGUCGUACGCUUUCAGCACCUCCUCAGGCUCCGAUCUCUCAACCCCACGGUCAAGCUCCCCUCAUUCGUCUGCAUCAGUUGCGUCCGCACGCUCCUCUCACUCGUCCACUUUCAGUGCAGCAAAGCGCAUGUCCAUCUCUUCAGUUCGGCGCACUUCGGCUUCGAAUCCGAUGUCUUCCGUUGAUCUCUCAACCAUUCAAGAAGCUUUAAAGAUGGCCAGCCUCGACACCCUGAGGGGCUACUGCCAAAAUACCUACGGAGAGGUUCACCAGGAAACCGCUACCGAGUACAUUCCCCACGAAGAGGCCCGGGGCUACCAGGUGCUCAACGAACCCCACUGGAACAAGGGGACGUCUUUUACUCCCGAAGAGCGUGUCUCCAAGAACUUGACCGGUCUGAUUCCCCACGUCAUGGAGGACUCGGAGAAGCAGGUUGAGCGUGCGCUCAAGAUGAUCCGCACCCGUCAGACCGACAUUGACAGGUAUCUCUACCUGUCGACCAUCAAGAGUCAUAACGUCGACCUCUUCUACCGCAUUCUUAUGGAUCAUGCCAAGGAGAUGAUGCCAUUGGUUUACACUCCCACCAUCGGCGACGUCUGCCUCCAGUACUCGACCCUCUACACUCGGCCCGAAGCUUUGUACAUUUCGAUCAAGCAAAGGAAGUCGAUCCGGACAAUCUUGAGGAAUUGGCCCUACCCCAAGCCCGAGAUUUGCGUCGUCACUGACGGUUCCCGCAUUCUUGGUCUGGGAGACCUUGGUGUUAACGGUGUUGGCAUUCCGAUCGGUAAGCUAGCUUUGUACACGGCUGCUGCUGGUAUCCACCCGGACAAGACGCUCCCUAUUGUCCUCGACUGCGGUACCGCCAACGAGACCAACCUGAGGGACCCUCUCUACCUGGGCCUUCGUCAGAAGCGUAUCCCGGUUUCCGAGCAACAAGAGUUCAUGGACGAGUUCAUGGAGGCUGCCGCUGAAGUGUUCCCGGAGAUGGUUGUGCAGUUUGAGGACUUUGAAAGUGAAAAGGCUUUCAACUACCUCGACCGGUAUCGUGAUCAGUACAAGUGCUUCAACGAUGAUAUCCAGGGAACUGGUGCCGUUGUCCUUGCUGGUUACAUCGGUGCUGUCAACCUUUCAAAUGUUCCCAUCGAGGAGCAGCGUCUUGUCUUCAUGGGAGCGGGCUCCGCCGGUGUUGGCGUUGCCAAGCAGCUGGUUGAGUACUAUACCAAGCGUGGCCUCUCGGAGCAACAAGCUAAGGACAAGUUCUGGCUUGUUGAUACCAAGGGUCUUGUGACCAAGGACCGUGGUGACAAGCUCGCCGAACACAAGAAGUACUUUGCCCGUACCGACAACAAUGGCCAUCAGUUCCGCACCCUCGAGGAGGUUAUUGAAUACGUCAAGCCAAGUGCUCUUGUCGGUCUUACCGCCACCCAUGGCGUCUUCACCGAGUCCGUCGUCCGCGCCCUCAAGGCUUCCGUCGACGCCGGAGGUCUUGGUCGCAGGCCCAUUCUCUUCCCCCUCAGCAACCCUCUCACCAAGGCUGAAUGCACCUUCAAGGAGGCUGUUGACUGGACUGAAGGAACCGUUCUCUUUGCUUCCGGUUCCCCCUUCUCCAAUUACACCGUUAACGGUGUAACAUAUCACCCUAACCAGGGUAACAACGUCUACGUCUUCCCCGGUAUUGGUCUUGGUGCCAUCCUUGCCAAGGCCAGCAAAGUCACCGAUGACAUGAUCUACACCUCGGCCGCUGCCCUAUCCAACUCGCUCAAUGCCGAUGAGGUCAAGCAAGGCCUUAUCUACCCUCGCAUUGACCGUGUUCGCGAGGCUAGCGUCAUUGUUGCCCGCGAGGUGAUGAAGUCUGCUCGCCGUGAAGGUGUCAGCACCCUACCAGAAGAGCAGUGGCUUGAGUGGGAAGAGUGGGGUGACGUGGCCCUCGACAGGUAUAUCAAGCAACAUGUCUACGACCCCAUGCUUUAG
This is a messenger RNA of Sordaria macrospora k-hell, 2580 nucleotides long. RefSeq lists its product as uncharacterized. NCBI's taxonomy places the organism in Eukaryota, Fungi, Ascomycota, Sordariomycetes, Sordariales, Sordariaceae. Gene Ontology annotation, biological process: pyruvate metabolic process; malate metabolic process. Gene Ontology annotation, molecular function: NAD binding; malate dehydrogenase (decarboxylating) (NAD+) activity. Gene Ontology annotation, cellular component: mitochondrion. The record is from RefSeq and is a predicted model, not a curated record.